AAGUAUAAAAUUGGCAGCCCAAGUAGGUGACGGCGAAAGAGUGAAUCCAAUUCGUUUCUCUCAUCUCCACACAGUAAUAGAGAGUUGUUUUUUUGCUUAUAUAGAUAGGAGCAUCAUGGGUUCUUCGUCGACGGACGCUUUUCCCCAAAUUCAGGACACUUUGAUGGAAUUUCGUGCUGGUAAAAUGCUUAUGGAGGGAAAAAAGGUUAUCCCUGAUUCACGGAAAGGACUUGUUCGUAUAGGCAGGGGUGAAGAGGGACUACUCCAUUUUCAGUGGCUUGACCGUAAUCUCAACAUUGUCGAAGAUGAUCAGAUUGUUUUCCCAGAGGAGGCAGUUUUUGAGAAGGUCAAUCAAUCAUCUGGAAGGGUUUACAUUCUGAAGUUCUGUACCGAUGAUAGAAGGCUUUUCUUUUGGAUGCAGGAGCCAGCAGCUGACAAUGAUGCACAGAUAUGUAGCUCAGUCAACUUCUACUUGAAUCAACCACUAGAGUUUCCUGGUGAAGAUGCGCCUGAAGCUUCAGCUCCAUUACCAAAUUCUGAAGAUAUGGUAGAAGAAGAUAUUUCAUCUAGGGCGGGAAAUUUGGUUAGUGCAAGCAUGAAUACUGAAGCAAGUAGCGAUGUAACGUCUUCAGGCCCAGUAAAGUUAUCUGAUCUUCAAAGAAUAUUGAGUAACAUAGGGUCCACAGAUGAAGCUGUAGAUCCUGAUGCAGGAUUGGGAUUGGGAGAUAUUUUGAGGCCUGAGCUCAUAUUACCACUGAUUGAGGAAAUACCACUGGAAGGACAACUAGCUUCACACUUGCCUGAGGGACAGUGGACACCAUAUGAAUUAAUGGAGUUACUUCAGAGUCCUCCGUUCCGCCAGCAACUAGACUCAUUUACUUAUGUUCUUCGAACUGGACAAAUAGAUCUGACUCAGUUUGGAAUUGAUCCAAGUCAGUAUAAGUUGACGGUUCCAUCUUUUCUUGAGGCCCUGGAAGAUUCUGUUUCCCGAGCAUCAGGAUCCAAUGAAUCAAGGCAGGAUGAGAAGGAUUUAAGGUCUCAAUCGUGUAACAGAAGUGAUCCCAUGGAUGAAGGCCAAUAAGAUAAACAGUGAAAAUCAUUACAAGAUGCUGUUGUGAAGUGGUCACAAUGUUGAUUCGCUUGUUUAUUUUUAGAUUAAAAGAAUUUAUUCCAGAUGAUGUGAACAUGUUACUUACUAGCACUGUAAAGAAGUACCUAUUCGGGGGUGGCAUUUCCUUUGUUUCUUGUCUCAAUUUUGUGUAAACAAAAAUUGUGUACUGUUCAUGUGAUAGACAUUAAGUCAUUCAAUUGUAUGAGUCCAUGUAUGAUGUUUAUUCAUGGGAUC
This is a messenger RNA of Lycium ferocissimum, 1345 nucleotides long. Its product is annotated as 26S proteasome regulatory subunit RPN13. The coding region runs from base 116 to 1081 and encodes 321 amino acids. Gene Ontology annotation, molecular function: ubiquitin binding; endopeptidase activator activity; proteasome binding. The record is from RefSeq and is a predicted model, not a curated record. Gene Ontology annotation, cellular component: cytoplasm; proteasome regulatory particle, lid subcomplex; nucleus. Lineage: Eukaryota; Viridiplantae; Streptophyta; Magnoliopsida; Solanales; Solanaceae. The transcript has 14 exons. Gene Ontology annotation, biological process: ubiquitin-dependent protein catabolic process.